AUGAUUUCAUCACAGCAUGCACCAGACGAGCGUGUAACCACAGGGAUAAAUCUGGUUUCCUCCAUCACUAAUCCUAUCCCAAUGAACAUGGAGAUAAGCAAAGAAACUCCCUCGGCAAAAACUGAAAUAAAAUCAAAAGACAUAACAAACACGACUAAGAGGAUGACUUUCCUAGACACCUUGGUAGCGGGUAACGAUGCUUAUAAGGAACCUGAAGGAAGCCAAGUCACAGUCCAAACAAAUAUGGCCUCCUAUGUAAACGAGGAUGAAACAAACAACUAUCCUAACUCGGAACUCUUGAUACCCAUUACCUCAUCGGACAAGGAUCAUACAUAUAAGAACUGGUCAAACGCUCUUAUUAUCAAAAUGUUUGGGAGGAGAAUAGGCUACCAAUUUCUCCAAAAAAAACUCCAUGCUAUAUGGAAACCAAUUGAAUACCUAUCCCUAAUAGACUUGGGAUGCGACUAUUAUCUAAUAAAAUUUACCAAAGAGGAAAAUUAUAACAAGGCCCUUCAUGAAGGUCCAUGGUUCAUAGGUAACCAAUUUCUUACAGUAAGAAAAUGGGAGCCUAGGUUCGUAGCAUCUAAAGCUGCCCUAACUUACUCAGCUAUAUGGGCAAGGCUUCCAGAACUACCCACAGAAUUUUAUGACUACGAGAUCCUUCAAAAAAUUGGACAGAAGCUGGGACAGCUAAUACGCAUUGAUGCUCGUCUUUGUGUUAUGGUACCUAUUGAAAAACCCCUUAAAACCUUUAUUGUGAUUGGUAAGCAUAUUCAACAAAUUUGCUACGAGGGCUUCAAUCUCUUAUGCACGAAUUGCGGCAGACUUGGCCAUAACGUCAACAAUUGCCCUCAUCAUUUACCAAAACCAGUAGAGGUUCAGGAAGCAAGUUCUUCCAACCCCAUGGCUAAGCCUCACAUGGUAGAUACACUAACCCAAGAAAUAAACCAAUGGACAAUAGUCUCACACUAA
Messenger RNA from Nicotiana attenuata, 972 nucleotides. RefSeq lists its product as uncharacterized. The record is from RefSeq and is a predicted model, not a curated record. Gene Ontology annotation, molecular function: nucleic acid binding; zinc ion binding. The coding region runs from base 1 to 972 and encodes 323 amino acids. Lineage: Eukaryota; Viridiplantae; Streptophyta; Magnoliopsida; Solanales; Solanaceae. The transcript has a single exon.